CUUUGCGGUUAGCUAAACGGUAGUUCCGCCCGCUCGGGGGGUCUUAUCUUAUAAAAGCUCACCAGGCGCCCUUGACCCAUUCACCGGAAGUCCUUUCUCGAAAAUACCCUGUGCCAUCUUCAUGGGCCACUACGCUAAAAUCUCAAUUGCAACCAAGAUGCUCACCGACGGGGCACAUUCGACUUUCAUCCAGCAAAAGAGCUCAAUCGUCCCAUCCAACAGUCCCACCCAACAGCCCCAUACAACAGCCCCAUAGUUUACGCAUCAAGCGAUCGUUCCUUGUUAGAUCUCCAAGUACGUUUCCCGCCUACUCCCUCAUGUUUCCUUGGGCGUGGAAAAAGGUCGGAGAACGCGUCCGGCACUUACAGUCCCCAAAUAUAGCCAAUCCGGCCUAGACAUGUCUCGGACCGCAAGUCCGAUGUGCCUCUGCAGAAAGCAUACCCAGAUUUCCCAUAUUUUCGAUUGGAGCCCGCGUGGCCGUGAUCUGGAGUCGGUCGGAUCAUCCUGCAACGUCAAUGCGGGGAAGAGAAGAGGAUCCAUAGUGUACCGCCGCCCGGAAAGUCUAUAAAGAUGGGACUCGGAUCCAUCCAAUGUGUAGAGAGUCCAAACCCAGAGCCUUCGACAGACCCGUCAGAGCCAGAAUGGCGUUCGUUUGGGGAUUCAUUCUGCUGCUGAUGAGUCCGGGGGCCUUUGCCGCCGGACAUGUCUUUCCAGAUUGUAUCAGUGGGCCCUUGAGCAGUAAUAACGUCUGUAACGCGACAUUAUCGAUCGGUGAACGAGUCCAGGCCCUUGUUUCGGCCCUCGAGACGAAGGAGAAAUUCAAACUCCUCGGCAGCUCAUCGCCCGGUGCCGAGAGGCUGGGCCUGCCCAGCUACGAGUGGUGGCAGGAGGCAUUACACGGUGUUGCGCAUUCACCAGGUGUGAAAUUUGCGGAAUCUGGCGACUUCUCUUACGCCACAUCCUUCCCACAACCGAUUCUUCUGGGCGCCUCCUUCGAUGACGACCUCGUCGAGGCCGUUGCGACAGUCGUCAGCACCGAAGCUCGGGCGUUCAACAACUUCAACCGAUCGGGUUUAGACUACUGGACUCCUAACAUCAACCCAUAUCGCGACCCCAGAUGGGGCCGGGGUCAGGAGACGCCUGGCGAAGAUCCCUAUCACCUCAGCUCGUAUGUGAGGGCGGUAGUGAAAGGUCUUCAAGGCGGGGAGGAUCCCGAUGUGCUUAAGGUGGUGGCAACUUGCAAGCACUUUGUCGCGUAUGACAUCGAGGACUGGCACGGAAAUGAGCGUUAUGAGUUCGACGCCCGAGUAACUCCCCAGGAAUUGGCCGAGUAUUACAUGCCCCCAUUUGAGGCUUGCGCGCGAGCAAAUGUCGGGUCCAUUAUGUGCUCCUAUAACUCCCUCAACGGUGUUCCCGCCUGCUCGAGCUCUUACAUUCUGCAAGACAUUUUGAGAGAUCAUUGGAAUUGGACGCGCGAAUACCAAUACGUGGUUUCGGACUGCGAUUCUAUCCAGAACGUCUACCUGCCUCACAAGUACCGCCAGACUCGUUCGGCGUCUGCCGCUAGCUCCCUCCUCGCGGGCACAGAUCUCGACUGUGGUGAGUAUUAUGGCCUUCACCUGCCCUCUGCCUACGAGGAAGGCCUUAUUGAUGAUGAUGCACUCGACACGGCUAUCUCGCGAAUCUACGCAGGUCUUAUGAAAUUGGGUUACUUCGACCCGGGAGAGUUCAAUCCUUAUAGGUCACUGGAGUUCUCCGAUGUCUUCACUCCGGACGCAGAAGAACUCGCUCGGAAGGCCGCAGAACGAUCGAUCGUGCUGAUCAAGAAUGACGGCACUCUGCCUAUCCAAGUUCCGGUCAGCAGUAACCUAACUAUUGCCCUGAUCGGCAGUUGGGCCAACGCCACGACAGAUAUGCAAGGAAACUAUUACGGCACUGCCAAAUACUUACACUCUCCGUAUUUCGCAGCCAGCCAAAUCCCCAACGUCAACGCCAUAUACGGUGGUAUUCCGGGAGACCCCACAACCAACGGCUACCCCCAAGCUCUCGAAGCUGCCGCAGCCGCGGAUGUGGUCAUCUACGCGGACGGCCCUACGCUCAAAACCGAGGCUGAGGAAAAAGACCGUACGCUAAUCCGCUGGUCUGGGGAGCGCAUCGACAUCGUGACGCAUUUAGCCAGCCUCGGCAAGCCGUUCGUUAUUCUCCAGAUGGGCGGCCAGCUCGACGACGCUCCCUUCCUCGACAACGCCAACGUCUCGGCGAUCGUGUGGGGGGGCUACCCGGGCCAAGCGGGCGGCGACGCGCUCAUGAACAUCCUGACGGGCAGAGCCGCCCCCGCGGGGCGCCUGCCGGUGACGCAGUACCCGGCGCGCUACGUCGACGACGUGCCCAUGACGGACAUGGGCCUGCGGCCCGACGCCCGGACCGGCAACCCCGGCCGCACGUACAUGUGGUACGACCAGGCGACCGUGCCGUUCGGCUGGGGCCUCCACUACACCACCUUCGACGCGUCUAUCGCGAGAGGCGGCGACGACGACGACGAAAGGUGGGACGUCGCCGACCUCGCCGGCGCCUGCUCCGAGGAGGAAACGCGCAAGGAGCUCUGCCCGUUCCAGACGGUGGACGUGCAGGUGUCCAACACCGGAAACGCGACGUCAGACUUCGUCGUCCUCGGUUUUCUCAGCGGCGCGCACGGCCCCGAGCCGUACCCUAUCAAGCGGCUCGUCGCCUACCGUCGCCUGCACGACGUUGCCGCCGGCGAGCAGCAGGUGGCAAGCCUGGCGCUGACUCUAGGGAGCCUAGGACGUCGGGACGAGGACGGAAACCUGGUGUUGUAUCCCGGCGAGUACAGCCUGCUCGUCGAUGUGCCGACGCAGGCUACGUGGAACUUCACCCUCGUUGGCGAGCCUUUCGUGCUGGACGAGUGGCCGCAGGACCCGGGUGUCGCUCAGCAAGAUGCCGGCGUCUUUCUGCAGGCUACUCGCUAGCUAUGUAGAUAACACGAGAGAAUGAGGGGCUUUGAGACACGCGCUCGCCGCUGGACCAAGAAGUUGGGACACGGCAUCAUAAACGCAGGGUAGCACAACAGAAACCAAUCUCGCGGUACUCUCGAAGUAGCGUGUCAUGUUCUCGUAGUAUCGGCAUUUAAAUGCAACGACGCAUGUAUUAACUCGUGCGCGCCUAUACUAGCUAAGAUGCACUAAAUCGCCGAAGCCC
Durotheca rogersii is the source of this 3216-nucleotide messenger RNA. RefSeq names its product glycoside hydrolase family 3 protein. The record is from RefSeq and is a predicted model, not a curated record. Gene Ontology annotation, molecular function: alpha-L-arabinofuranosidase activity; xylan 1,4-beta-xylosidase activity. The coding region runs from base 591 to 2987 and encodes 798 amino acids. Gene Ontology annotation, biological process: xylan catabolic process; arabinan catabolic process. NCBI's taxonomy places the organism in Eukaryota, Fungi, Ascomycota, Sordariomycetes, Xylariales, Xylariaceae. The transcript is spliced from 4 exons. Gene Ontology annotation, cellular component: plant-type cell wall.